GGUGAAGGGAACUGAUCGUCGGUUUUCUUUCUCUUAAAAACCGUAACAUUACUAAUACUGGAAAUAACAAUCUGGAUCUCAAGUUUUUUGCCGUGUAAACUCGUUCGAAAAGGAUUAAGAGCGGCAGUGUAAUACAGUUUUAAACAAACAAACAAAAAGUGAAAAAAAUCCUAAUCCAAUAAUAAAACAAUGUGUUGUGAAAAAAAGUGUGCGCUUACAAACUCAGGAUUAUGAUAAAAAGUUAAAUUUAAUACCUACAAUUUACAAGAUGAAAAUUUCAGACUAGGAGAAAAGCUUUUGAGUUUGGACGAUAUGACUAAUUUAGGAGCUCUGAUUCAUCCAGAAUCGGAUUUUGAGAGUCUUAAUUAAGAAUACUGGUUUUAUUAAGCUUGGUGACUUCAAUGCUGAAAAAGUUGUUUUCCAUGGAUGAAACUGGUGACUUGAAUGCCUCUUUUCGUACUUUUAUUAAAUUGUUUUUAACAACAACCCAUUUAACAAUAGAAUCAGUAGCCCCAUAAGGAAUAAUUUGAAAAUUGGUUAAAAGCAGUUUCAAGAAAAAAAAAGAAAUAAAAUCAACAGAACAUAGUGUGAUACAGGGUCAAGUGGUGUUUAUGGAAAGAUGAGCAACUUGGAUUCCGCUGGUUUUGGUGAUUGUUAAGUAACCAAAAAGGAAGAAAAAUCUCGGUCCCACAUCAAUGCUUCGACAUCGUAGAGAAUGAUCUUGGUUUACCAGAUCCUGCUGCCCCUCGUGGGAUUCUUGGCCGCUGUCGUUCAUGGAACGAAAUGCGGUCAGCCAGCAGUGCCGAUGAACGCCAAAGUUUCACUAUCCGACGACACUUUAAAAAUUGGCACCCUUGCCACCUAUACCUGCGAUGCGGGUUACGAGAUCUUCGGAACCGGAUCGUUAGUUUGUAAUAAUAGAGGGAAGUGGCAAGGAGACCUUCCAUUCUGUGGAACCAAUGUUGGUUUUCGAAAACCAGUAAAUCAAUCCACGACCGUGAGAGGAGGUGACGCCAAUCACGGAAACGAUGGUGAUUUUGGCACCGAACAUGACGGAAAACGGUGUACAGAAACUCAAAGUGAGCCUAGUCCCUGGUGGCGGGUCGAUCUUCUCAAGCCGUAUGCUGUCAAGGUCGUUCGGGUUACGACCAGAGGUUGCUGCGGUCACCAACCACUUCAAGAUAUUGAGAUACGUGUUGGUAACAGCAGCUCAGAAUUACAACGAAAUCCACUUUGCGCCUGGUUUCCGGGCACCAUAGAAGAAGGAAUCACUAAAACCUUCGUUUGUGCGAGGGCUCUGAUUGGCCAGUAUGUGUUUCUCCAAUUGGUUGGAGUCGAGGGGAGUUUGAGUCUCUGCGAAGUCGAAGUCUUUGCCACUGAUGAAUUUUCGAUAGAUAGGUGCGCCCACGCAGGAACACCUGCUGAAGCAGAUUUAGCUGCUUUUAAUUCAACUUGCUAUGAAUUCGUUGUUAACAAAGGAGGUUCUUUUCAAGAAGCAAGGACACACUGUAAAUCUCGAGGAGGCGACUUAGUCCACGGAUUUGCGGGAAUCUCCUCAACCUUCAUCCUGAACAACCUUGAGCGGAGGAAGGACAAAUUAAAGACACAAUUAGUCUGGAUCGGAGCCCAAAAGGAACCUCUCAUAACAGUUCGAACCUGGCGAUGGGUGGAUGGCGAAGUUGUGCAGAAACCUUCUUGGGGAAAAGAUCAACCUAAUAAUUAUAAUGGCGAGCAAAACUGUGUCGUUUUGGAUGGAGGAAGAGGGUGGCUGUGGAAUGACGUGGGUUGUAAUUUAGAUUAUCUUCACUGGAUUUGUCAAAGCAAACCAUCAAUGUGCGGCAGUCCGGAAAGAUCAGAAAAUACAAGUAUCAUAGGCACAAAGAGAUCGAUUGGUGCCACAAUUGAGUAUGUUUGCCCUGAUGGUUAUAUGCUACAAGGAUUAAAAAAUAGAGUCUGUGAGGCUACUGGAUUCUGGAGUGAAAAUCCUCCUACCUGUAAAUUUGUCGAUUGCGGGGUACUGCCAGAAUUCGAAAAUGGAGAUGUUAAGCUUCUGGAUGGCAGAACCACGCAUGGAGCAUUAGCUGAUUACUCUUGUAAUGAAAACUACACACUUGUUGGGGAUUCUACUCGACGGUGUGGAGAUGGAGGAAUUUGGAGUGGACAUCAGCCUCAGUGCUUACUUAACUGGUGUCCCGAACCGCCAGAAGUAAAUGGAGGCGUUUUCGAAAUUACGGGCCGAAGAGUUGGAUCCACAGCAACUUAUUCAUGCUUAAAUGGUUUCAUCCUUUUUGGAGACAAUGUCCUGACGUGCGAUAUCGGAGGCCAAUGGUCGGGUAAAAGUCCGCAGUGCCGCUUCGUCGAUUGUGGAGCCCCAGCGCAGAUUGAAUUUGGAAGUGUGUCCUUGAUUAAUAAAACAACUACAGUUGGCAGUUUAAUUAUGUACACCUGUCAAGAAGACUAUUGGCUUGUGGGAGACGGCAAACAGGAAUGUACGAGGGAGGGAAAGUGGAGUCGAGAUACGCCAUCUUGCGAAUUAAUCAUUUGCGAAGAACCGGAAGUGCCUGCUGGAAGCUACGUUGUCGGAUACGACUUUAAUGUACACAGCUCGAUUGAAUAUCAUUGUGAAGCUGGGUAUCUACUUCAUGGUGAAGCCAAACACACAUGCGGCAAAAAUGGAGAGUGGACAGGGGAAGUGCCAUCAUGUGAAUAUAUUGACUGUGGGAAGGUCUUGCCUGUUUUGAAUGGAGCUGUAGAUUAUAUAAAUGGAACAUCUCACUUGGGCAGCGAAAUUUAUUAUUCCUGUACGAGAAAUUACCGACUUAAUGGUGUCUUGAAAAGAUAUUGUUUAGAUAAUGGCCUGUGGAGUGAUGCUACGCCGAAAUGCGAAGAAAUUCGUUGUCCGGAACCAGUCUUGGCUAUUCAUGGAAUUCUUUCCGUAACUGGCAACGAUAGAAUGUAUGGAAGAACUCUGAUAAGAACUGGAACAGCUGAGAAUUCAAAUACAGGCGCAACUUCAUAUAAAAUUGGUGCCUUGGCCAAGUACAGGUGUGAAAGAGGCUAUAAAGUCGUUGGAGAACCUUUAUCAACUUGUGAAGAUACUGGAAAAUGGAGUGGAGAAGUUCCUCAAUGCGUCUAUGUUGACUGUGGAAAACCAGAGCAAAUACAACAUGGACACUACACUUUGACUUCUAAUGUCACUUACUACGGGUCAGCUGCACUCUAUGAGUGUGAUGGAAAUUUUGAAUUGGAUGGAUAUGCAAGAAGACUUUGUAUGGAGAAUGGUACCUGGAGUAGCGAAACUCCUGUCUGCAAAGAGAUCAGAUGCAAAGAUCCAGAUAAAAUGGGGAUGCUGUCAACGCAGGUUUCGACACACAGCGUUGGUGGCGUCGCUCAUUAUAAUUGUCCACGAGGAUCCUACAUGGAAGGGAACGAGUCCAGAAUAUGUUUGCAGAAUGGCUCUUGGAGUGGGAAUUCUCCUGCUUGCUACGCUGUUGAUUGUAAGGAUCCAGGUGUUAUUGAAAAUGGCAGAAUCAUUGUGGUUAAUGGGUCCACCACUUACGGAGGUGCAGCCGAGUACCACUGUCUUCCACAUUUUGAAAGGAUAGGUCCCUUCCUCAGAAAGUGUUUGGAUACUGGACUUUGGAGUGGCGAAGAACCGAAAUGCCAAUUGUCACUCAACGAAGCCUCCGAAGUCCAAGGAGUCGGUACCAGCGUUGGGAUUGGGGCUGGUAUAAUAAUCUUCACUUUGAUAAUCAUCGGAUUAGCCUAUUUGCGAUUGCGAAAGGCUACUCCAGUCAAAAAUACAGAGAAUGUUCAAGCUGCUGAAAGAAAAGAGGAUCAAAAUGCAGCUGUUAUGUCUUAUGCUACUUUGAACGAUGGCACACCAAAUACAAUGUACGAAAAUGUUCCUGAAGAUGGUCUUUACGAUAAUCCCUAUAGCAUUAGUGGUAGCGCUUACGGAUAUGGCGGUACUCAGGGGAGAAGAAUGUAUAACCGAUCAGGGCAUUAUGAGGCUGAACCAGUACACCAUAGAAAUGGUAUCACGAUAAAUGGAGUUUCUGUUCGAUAGUCGUAAACCGUAUAUAUAUAUUUCAUGAAGAAAAAUACUCGAGGAACAUGUAUAUUUCAAUUAAAAAUUCAACUAUUUAAAUAUCGGUAUUAAAGAACUCAUUCUUAGUGAUCGUGAAAAAUUGAUUUUAAAUUAUUAUUUUUCUGUUACUUGAAAAGUAACAAUUCUGUUGUCGACAAGUGAAGUGAUGAACUGUGUAAGCACUGUAAGCGACAAAAAAUGGGCCGAGGGGCCAAUUGUAUGUGUGAUUUUGUAUAUAUGAUAUUAUAUUUACUUAGGUUUUUUUUUUUAAUUUUAGGAUUAUUAUGUAAUGAAAUAAAGAGAAUGUAAUUUAAAAGAUUGUAAAUUAAAACUGACGGCUUUAA
This is a messenger RNA of Belonocnema kinseyi, 4434 nucleotides long. RefSeq names its product sushi, von Willebrand factor type A, EGF and pentraxin domain-containing protein 1 (gene fw). The record is from RefSeq and is a predicted model, not a curated record. Bases 716 to 4069 code for a protein of 1117 amino acids. The transcript has 23 exons. Lineage: Eukaryota; Metazoa; Arthropoda; Insecta; Hymenoptera; Cynipidae.